AGCACUGCAACAGUAAAGAUUCAGGCUCCGCUACCAAGCUGGCAAUUAUUCUCGAUGGGCUACAUAUUUCCUUGUUAAUGUCUUGUGCUUUGGAGAGCAAAUGGAAUAUACUCUGGCUGCCUCUAAGGGUCAUUUACCAAAGCCAACAUUGUAGGGUCUGCUGAAAGCAUUUGGAUGGCUGGAAGAGGAGAUGGUAGGGGAAAAGCAAAACGACCAAGCUGGAAUUCUGAGGAAGGCAAUGUAAGCUACAAAGCCCAUCCAGACACAGGGCAAAAAUCACACUUGUCCCCGCUAAUGGUUCUCACAGCACAUUUUCGUUCAAGCAACAGUGUGUUUUGUGUGUGUCUCUUCUAAAAGGCUUCCACAAAAGCCUGCUGCUCAUUUCAAGAAGGCUCCUACCAGUGUGUGCCAUGCAGUUUUGAGAACGAAAACAAGAUGUUUUAUCACACUGCAGUGCUGUCUGUGUUCUUGGUAGCAGCAUACCCCAGGAAAGUAAACUGUAAAAACUAACAUAGCAGAAGAAUUGAGCGGAUUUCCACCCCCUCCUCCUCUUCCCCCCUCCCCCCACCACCACCAGACUGGCAUAAUCAUUGGUGAGAAUAGGAAGAUUUGCCUUCACUGUAAGUGCCCACAAGAAGACCACUUUGUAACAGUCAUGCCUCUGGAGAUGGAGAAGACUGUGACCAAGCUCAUGUUUGACUUUCAGAGGAAUUCCACAUCUGAUGAUGACUCAGGCUGUGCCUUGGAAGAGUAUGCAUGGGUGCCUCCAGGGCUGAAACCAGAACAGGUUCACCAGUACUACAGUUGCCUCCCGGAAGACAAAGUGCCCUACGUGAACAGUCCUGGAGAGAAAUUGCGCAUUAAGCAGCUUUUGCACCAACUGCCGCCGCAUGACAAUGAGGUCCGCUAUUGUAAUUCACUGGAUGAGGAAGAGAAGAGGGAGCUCAAACUCUUCAGCAAUCAAAGGAAAAGGGAGAAUCUAGGGAGAGGCAAUGUUCGACCAUUCCCCGUCACCAUGACCGGAGCCAUUUGCGAACAGUGUGGGGGCCAAAUCAGUGGAGGCGACAUCGCUGUAUUUGCCUCCAGAGCAGGCCACGGCGUUUGCUGGCACCCACCCUGCUUCAUAUGCACGGUCUGUAAUGAGCUGCUGGUUGAUCUGAUCUACUUUUAUCAAGAGGGGAAGAUUUAUUGUGGCAGACACCACGCGGAAUGCCUGAAGCCUCGAUGUGCCGCGUGUGACGAGAUCAUUUUUGCAGACGAAUGCACCGAGGCCGAAGGGAGACACUGGCACAUGAAGCACUUCUGCUGUUUUGAAUGCGAAACGGUGCUGGGGGGCCAGAGGUACAUCAUGAAGGAAGGCAGGCCGUACUGCUGCAACUGCUUUGAGUCCUUGUAUGCGGAGUUCUGCGACACCUGCGCACAACACAUAGGUAUUGACCAGGGCCAGAUGACUUAUGACGGCCAACACUGGCAUGCUACAGAAACCUGUUUUUGCUGUGCUCAGUGCAAGAAAUCCCUACUUGGUCGACCUUUCCUACCAAAACAAGGGCAGAUAUUCUGUUCGAGGGCAUGCAGCGUGGGCGAUGAUCCUAACGGCUCGGAUUCGUCAGAUUCAGCAUUUCAGAACGCAAGAGCAAAGGAGUCCCGCCGCAGUGCCAAAAUUGGCAAGAACAAAGGGAAAGGGGAGGAAAACAUGUUAAAUCAGUGCAGUCAACUGCAAGUGACCUCAAAUAGACUUUCUGCAGAUGUGGACCCACUGUCGCUACAGAUGGAUUUGCUGAGUUUGUCUAGUCAGACUCCUAGCCUAAACAGAGAGCACAUAUGGAGGAGUAGAGAUGAACUCUAUCACUAUGGAAAUCAAAUGGAGCAAAGUCAAUCCCAAAGCCCCUUGCAACUUCUCAGCCAGUGUAAUAUAAGGACUUCCUAUAACCCAGGACAGGUCCCAGGCACUCAACCAGAUUUAUGGGCCAAACAUUUCAGCAAUCCAAAGAGAAGUUCAUCUAUAGCAAUGAAGGGGCAUAGUGGAAGCUUCAUCCAGGACUGCAGAGAAGAUUAUUACUCAGGAAGGCUUAGGUCACAAGAAAGCUACAGCGAUAUGUCUAACCAGAGUUUUAAUGAAACCAGAGGAAGCAUCAAAGUUCCAGAAUAUGAUGAAGAGGAAGAAGGCGGGAUGUCUACCCAACAGUGUCGAACAAGGCAUCCAAUCAAUGCACUUAAAUUCACUGAGGCCCUAACACCCACCGAGCGAACACCACGGGGCUCAAUGGAGUCCCUCGCCCUUUCAAAUGCCACAGGACUCUCUGCGGACUGUGGCGCCAAGCGCCAGGAGCAUCUCUCUAGAUUCUCAAUGCCUGAUCUGAGCAAAGAUUCUGGAAUGAAUGUCUCAGAGAAGAUGAGUAACAUGGGGACGCUGAAUUCCUCUGUGCAGUUUAGAAGUGCCGAGUCAGUCCGUAGCCUCUUGUCUGUGCAACAGUACCAAGAUAUGGAGCCGAACUUGCGCGACCUUGCCAAUCCCGUCAGUUACAGAGAGAUGCCAUCGCAUGGAAGGCUGCAUCAGAGUUUUGAGUAUGACAGUGGGAUUCCAGGGAACAAAAUUCCUGGACAGGAUAGUGCGAGACUUCCCCCUAUGAGCGAGCGCACCCGCAGACGAACUAAUCUCCGGGAUGACGAUCGGCGUUACCGCCCGCACAGACCCCGGCGGUCCAGACGCUCCCGCUCAGAUAACGCCCUCCAUCUGGCCAGCGAACAGUGCUGUCGAUUGAAAGAGAGGCCCUCGCUGCGAGCCAGAGAGGACUAUGACCAAUUCAUGCAUCAGAGAAGCUGCCGAGAGACGAUGGAACAGGGCCCCCGCAGAGACCUGUAUGGUCAGUGUCCAAGGACUGUGUCGGACCUUGCUUUGCAGAACCAUCUGGGGGAGAGAUGGGGCCCCUAUUUUGCCGAAUAUGACUGGUGUUCUACCUGCUCCUCCUCUUCGGAGUCUGACAACGAAGGCUAUUUCCUUGGGGAGCCAAUUCCGCAACCGGCCCAUCUCCGAUACGUCACCAGCGAGGAGCUCCUGCACAAAUAUGGAUCGUAUGGCAUGCCCAAGUCUUCCACGUUGGGUGGCAGAGGACAGUUGCACAGCCGAAAAAGACAAAAGAGCAAAAACUGUAUCAUAUCGUAACAGUGUCACUGCCUGGGCACUUUCUGAGAAUGUAAAUUAACUCAUAACCUUGCACUGUUUUAGAUCUUAUAUGCGCUUUUUAUUGUAACAAAAAGCCCUGAAGACUGGGGAUUUGUAAGAAGGUUGUAGAUUGGCUUCUAUAAGUAGUCAUAAAUCAUUGGCACGGUGAAUAUAUUUUGCACAUUUUACUUUGGAAAAAAACAAUUCACUUUAGCCUGGAGUAUUUACCUAGUAUUGUCCCUCUUUUUCCUAAAUACUUCCACUCCUUUAAGUCCAGUUUGUCCGUAUGGUUUAGUUACCCCUGUUCACUGUAAUCAAUAGCUCGUGUUCUCCUAAUGCGCUUUGGUUUUCAUUACCCAUUUUGGUAAGUAAUUUGUCUCUCAGUCAGUGCUGGAGUCUAAGUUAUUUCCAUGAUUGUUGUAAAUGCAAUGUAAAUGAGAGUUUGGAGAAAAUAUUUUUGUAUUUUGUAAUAUCAGAGGAAUUUCUAUAUCUUAGGAGUCACUGGGAAACGGCAUGCACAUUCAUAAUUGUUUUCAGCCAGAGCUAAACAAAUGAUACUUCAGAAUUCCUUCUCAUUUUGCCAUCAAAUGUAUUAAGUAUAUCAGUGAAAUCUUGGGGGUGGGGCAGGAUUAAGUCUUUUCAUUCCUGGGAAAUCAAAAGAACAUUUUAUGCUUUGUUCAAUCUUAAAGAGGCCUAGAUGGCGUUUUGGAGUCUGCUCACACCUUCGAUUUUCAGUUACUCUUAUCAGUGACGUACAGGAGUCUUUACAAUUGCAAAAGUGACUUUUUUGUCAAAUAGAAUAGAACCAACUACCAAAUGUCUGCAAAGUUUUAACAACCAAAGUUGGGGAAGGAAUUUUCCAUCUCUGUAGAGAAUGCUGAUGUUACUAAAUUUUGAACUAUUAUUUGGAGUAAAUAAAAGUGUAAAUGGUGCAAUUGUGUGAUGUCAGCAUGACGUCGUUUUGAGUAUAGAAUUGUCUUAUGGUGCUCUAGUUUCCUGGAUUAUGUUAACUGCUGUUCAUUACCAAAAGGAAUCUUCAACACUGCCUACUACAUAGAUCAUUAUAAAAUGAAUACAAACUAAUCACAUUGGGCUUCAUUCCAUCUUGGAGCUAUGCCCUGCCAAGUUCCCUUGGAGGUCAAUAGGAGUUUGGCAUGCGUAGUCAAAGGGUGGGAUUGAGCCCAUUAUUUGGAGCUAGAAUCAAUCUACAAAAGCAUCAACAUGGUAGAGUGUUAUAUAAAUAGGACUCAAAUGUAUUGUGCUGUAGUGGAUGUGAGUUUUUCUCUGUAUGCUUUAAACCAUUUGGGUCCUGACAUCAAGGUGUGUCCCCUCCUGUGCCCACAUGGGACAGUGCAGAGGGCAGAUUUUCUGUAGGGUUGUAAUAUGGGUGCAGUUUCUUUCACAUGUUCCCAGCCAGGGUGUUGCCAGGUCACGACAGCUUUUGUACUAUACUGUGGAGGGUUUGGGGACUCAACCAAUCGCCCAUUGGAGUUGAUGGUAAAUUCCCAUUGAUGUCAGUGGCAGAAGGAGCUGAGGUACAGAGGCAUUUAGGUGCCUAAAGAUGCAGCAAAGUGGCUCGUGGGAUUUUCAAAUGCUCCUAAGCAGGUCAGACACCACUGAAAGUCAAUGGGAGUUAGGCACCUAGUGGGGUUUACAAAAGCACGUGUCUGCAUAGUUAGGCACCGAAAGACCUCUAUACUCCUGACCCAUUCCUGCAGUUAGAGCCACAAAGGCAGAUUUCAUUGCAGGAUUGGGACCAAACGUAACGUGUUUUGUAACUGGGAACAAACUAUUGCCUGUCAAAAGCAGCGAAUGCGGGAAAUCUUGAAGAUGGAGGUCUCCAUACCACAGACUAUUGCUAGGAAAUUUUUGUUGUUUGUAAGGAGAAUGUGAUGAUGAUUAUUUUUAAAAAAAAAAGAGAGACACGACUAAGUAUUAAAACAACAAAUGUUUUUCCAGUUGGAAUAAAUGGAAAUAUUGAUCCAAAGGGGAAAAAGACCAAUGUGUGUGUGUGU
Molecule: messenger RNA, 5178 nt
Organism: Chelonia mydas (Green sea turtle)
Lineage: Eukaryota; Metazoa; Chordata; Testudines; Cheloniidae
Gene: PRICKLE2
Product: prickle planar cell polarity protein 2
Exons: 8
Coding region: 656-3163 (835 amino acids)
Molecular function (GO): zinc ion binding
Source: RefSeq, a predicted model, not a curated record